UUCUCUUUCUGUCACCCCGGCGAAUUUGCCGCCACUGCAAUCUCAGAAGGCAUGACUAUUGUUGUCGCGUGUUUUUUUUCCCCCUCAAGCAGCAACCUUUUUUUUAUAAAAGACAUUCAAGUCGAUCGUAAACCAUGAUGCAGGAUCCAAGCAUUCCAGUCAACAAAAAGGGGGUUCUGACAUCUUUCCUUACCGGUCAGCCCAUGCCGAUUCCGGAAAAAGAUAAUCUGGGCAAGUGCAGAUCUGUCUCUGAAUUUGAGAAGCUGAACCGCAUUGGUGAAGGGACCUAUGGCAUAGUUUAUAGAGCAAGGGAUACCCGAAAUGGAGAAGUUGUCGCGUUGAAGAAAAUGCGUAUGGAAAGAGAAAAGGAUGGACUUCCACUCAGCGCCAUACGUGAAAUUACUUUGCUGUUGAAUUGCCAACAUGAAAAUAUUGUGGCCAUCAAAGAAGUCGUGGUUGGCAGAAGUCUUGAAAGUGUUUUUCUAGUCAUGGAGUACUGCGAGCAGGAUUUGGCUUCGAUACUUGACAAUAUGCCAAACCCUUUCACUGAAGCUCAAGUGAAAUGCAUUGGUCUCCAAGUUUUCCAGGGACUUGCGUACCUUCACAAGCACUAUUACAUCCACCGUGAUCUGAAAGUUUCCAAUCUUUUAAUGACUGAUCGAGGAUGCGUCAAAAUUGCCGACUUUGGACUGGCACGUCGAUUCGGUGAACCAAUUAAACCGAUGACUCCUCGCGUCGUGACUUUGUGGUACCGAGCUCCAGAACUUUUACUCAAUUCUCCAACUCACACAACAGCCAUUGAUAUUUGGGCGGCUGGUUGCAUUCUCGGAGAAUUGCUGCUCCACAAGCCUCUGUUGCCCGGCCGAACUGAAGUUCAGCAGCUGGAUAUGAUUAUCGAACUCUUGGGGACUCCCCAUGCUGCUAUUUGGCCUGAAAUGGACCAACUGCCCGCUUUGCAGAAUUUCACCCUCAAGUCACAGCCGUACAACAAUCUCAAGAACAAAUUCCCGUACUUGAGUCCAGCUGGUCUCCGGUUGCUAAAUUUCCUUUUCAUGUACGAUCCAGCCAAACGAGCCACUGCUGAGGAGUGUCUCCAGAGCUCCUACUUCAGAGAACAACCCCUCCCAUGCGAUUCCAAGUUGAUGCCGUCAUUUCCGCAGCAUAGAAACAUGAAAUCAAGUCGAAGGGAAAUGAACCAGCAAGAUCAAAGGCAGCAAGAAAGUCAGUCGAACGACGGUCUCUCAGAUUUGCUCCAACUGCCGAAGCGUAAUCGUGUCGAUUAAAGUCAAAGAGGAAAGAAAACCUUAGACUUUCUCAUUGUUUUGUCUUUUUUAUUUUUUUUUACUUAACUACACGCAUUUUUCACGAUGCAUUACAAAAAUUCGCGAUCUG
Daphnia pulicaria is the source of this 1392-nucleotide messenger RNA. It is a transcript of the gene Cdc10, whose product is annotated as cyclin-dependent kinase 10-like. NCBI's taxonomy places the organism in Eukaryota, Metazoa, Arthropoda, Branchiopoda, Diplostraca, Daphniidae. Bases 135 to 1283 code for a protein of 382 amino acids. Gene Ontology annotation, biological process: protein phosphorylation; regulation of mitotic cell cycle. The record is from RefSeq and is a predicted model, not a curated record. Gene Ontology annotation, molecular function: ATP binding; cyclin-dependent protein serine/threonine kinase activity. Gene Ontology annotation, cellular component: nucleus. The transcript is spliced from 10 exons.